Molecule: messenger RNA, 1159 nt
Organism: Emiliania huxleyi CCMP1516
Lineage: Eukaryota; Haptophyta; Isochrysidales; Noelaerhabdaceae
Exons: 11
Coding region: 270-1022 (250 amino acids)
Molecular function (GO): oxidoreductase activity
Source: RefSeq, a predicted model, not a curated record
AGGUCAACAAGGAGUCGCUCUCGAAGCACUACAUCGGGCUGCACAACGAGAGCACGUUCAAGAAGACGGCAAAGGCGGGCGCGUUCGUCUGCUUCAAGCCCGCCACCGGCUGGGGAGGCGAGUUCUUCAUCGCGGACGGCGAGGCAAUCUUCCGCGAUCUCGACCCCGAGGUGCUCCGCGAGAUCGUGAGGCGGAAGGUCCGCAUCUCGGUGUCGAAUCUCGACUUCGAUUUGCUCGACAAGCUGCCGCCGCCGCAAAAGGAGGCGGCGAUGCGCAAGCUCGAGCAGAUGGUUGCGGACGGCGUCGCGCCAAAGUUCGACAUGGACCUGGAGAUGCUCUGGGGGACGGACGGGCGCGCGAUGCGGCUGCAGGCCGUGCAGAACGCGCAGUCUCCGGUCAACCGCCACCCCGCCACCGGCCGGCCGGCGUGGUUCUGCAACCUGCACAACCAGGCGCGCUUCCUGCGCGAGCGGAGGCCGUGCGGCACGCCCGAGGUUGGCAUGACCGACAUCUACUUUGGCGACCUCUCGCUCAUCCCCGGCGGGAUGCUGCAGCACAUCAACGAGGCGGGAUGCUGCAGCACAUCAACGAGGCGAGAUGCUGCAGCACAUCAACGAGGCGAGAUGCUGCAGCACAUCAACGAGGCGAGAUGCUGCAGCACAUCAACGAGGCGAGAUGCUGCAGCACAUCAACGAGGCGAGAUGCUGCAGCACAUCAACGAGGUGUCCGAGAAGAACAUCGUCACCGUGCCGAUGCAGCCCGGCGAGGUGCUGCUCUGCGACAACUACCGCGUGCUGCACGGGCGUGACAUCUUCGACGGCGACCGUCUGCACGCCGUCUCCUGGUUCGGCGACGAGAAGCUGGAGGACGACAGCGGCCAACAAGCCGGGCGACCUGCUCAACGUCGUGCUCAACUCGGCCUUCUGAGGGGGGCGCAGCCAGCUAGUGGGGGGGCGGUACGCCAAACGCCAUGCACAUGCAGCAUGGGCUCGAGGCCGAGCGUGGAACAGUGUUCUCGGUGAAACACUUGAGUCACUGAGUUUCUGGCCGCUAGAUAGCGAGUGACGGGCGCUGAGAUGGACGGCCGGGCUGGUGGACCUCCCUUCGUUGUGACAGCACACGGACGAUUAGAGUCGAUACACGCACACGCACAAAUUAU